Molecule: messenger RNA, 1524 nt
Organism: Myxozyma melibiosi
Lineage: Eukaryota; Fungi; Ascomycota; Lipomycetes; Lipomycetales; Lipomycetaceae
Exons: 2
Coding region: 252-1355 (367 amino acids)
Source: RefSeq, a predicted model, not a curated record
CUCUUUCGGCUACACCCACCCCAAACCCUCAACUUACCCUGCUCAAAUUAGGUCAUCCGUCCCAAUAUCGCUUCUGCGUAUUGCGCUUUUAUUGAUUGCCUCUGAUACCGCGUUCCUCCUCUGCUUUUUCUGGCAAAUUGCUCUCGGUCUGCUCAGCGCACUCGUCGUAAGAUCAGCGCCGUGGCGUGAUAUUCUUGACUCUGAACACUGCGCGCGUUCCAGAUGACCGCGCGCGCAGCAACAUCCUCGGAAUGGACAUAACAGACUUCGCCUCCUCUAUCUCUCCCGUGCAUCUUGACGAUCCGGCUCUCUCUGUUGCCGCGUCCCAUCUCGGGCUAACCUCGACCCUUUCGCCCCUGCCAAGUUCAGACGAGGCUCAUGACAUUAUCCACCACCACCCCCACCAUCAUCACCACAGAAUACCCGUGCACCCGCACAACCUGCACUCGCAUGUGAUAGACCACCAGCUGCAGCAGCUACAGGAGCGGCAGGAGCAGGCGGAAAUCGAAAGCUCUAGUCAUGAAUCGCUGCCGCAGCAACUUCGGCAUCAGACCGACGCCACUCAGACGUCUCAGGACGAUCAGCAGCAGCACGCACACGCACAGCAGACACAGCAGACCCAGCAUGAACAAGCAGUCCAGAAGCAAACACAACAGUCACAGUCACAACCACAACCACAGCAACAGCAACAGCGGCAGCAGCAGCGGCAGCAGCAAGACGAAUCAGACUCAGCCGAGCCAGCCGACGUUGAUUUCUCCGCCCUCGCCGCCUCGCUUCUGGUAGCGCCCGACGAAAAACUCGAUCUCACACAGACCUUUCCGUCUAAGGACGCUCUCCUCCUCCAUCUGAACCGCUACGCCACCGUCGCCGGCUUUCGACUCUCGCGCACGUCUUCCAGGCCAGAGCAUAUCCGCAUCCAAUGCUGGAAACGCGCAAAGACGUCAAAGUACACGCGCAAGGACGACGACAACCGGAAACGCCGGGCGAGCUACGGCACUACGCGGUCGACGGACUGUCCGUUUUUCUUGAACUGCUGGCAUCACAAGAAAUCAGGCUGCUGGUACAUCAAGUCGUCCAACAUCCUGCACAACCACGAGUUCUCGCAAGACCUCAUCUCGCAAAAGAGUCUCACCAACGAAGAGAAAAAUCUGCUCAAAGACCUGAGUUACGCGGGCCCGGAUCUGUCGAGGAAUAUACCAGUCAAGAUCAUAAACGCGAAAAGAAGAGAACGAGGGGUGCCGGAUGUGGAUCCGAAGCUGGUGUCGAACGCGCUGGCGAAGUUUAGGCAGGCGAGAGAGGAUAGUGAGAAGCUGGCUGAUAUGGAUGAACAGGACCAGGAUCAAGAGACGGACUAGUGGUUUGUUUGAGUGGUGCUUACGUGUGAACGAUUUAUGAUCUUGCUGAACUGUUUAAGGCUCUUGCUCGGUUUUUUUGGUGUUGUUUGGUUUACUGAUAAAUGAUAUUUGCAAGGACACUAUUGCGACUGUAGAGUAACAUGUCUCUAUUACAUGCGUUAUUUCCCCA